Molecule: messenger RNA, 438 nt
Organism: Solanum tuberosum (potato)
Lineage: Eukaryota; Viridiplantae; Streptophyta; Magnoliopsida; Solanales; Solanaceae
Exons: 1
Coding region: 1-438 (145 amino acids)
Source: RefSeq, a predicted model, not a curated record
AUGCUGGGAUUUUCAUAUGGAGAGGUAUUUCUAUUGCUUGGUGCUACUGCUGCUCUUAUUGGACCUAAAGAUCUACCAAUCAUCGCAACAACAGUAGGCAGAUUUGCUGGGCGUUCCAUUGGUUAUGUUCAAUUGGCCCGUGGCCAGUUAGAAAGUGUCAGGCAGCAGUCCCAAUCUCGCCAGGUGCAUAAGGAACUGCAAGAUACCAUGGCUCAACUAGAAGCUAUACGUCAUGAAAUUCGAACAAUCUCUUUUAUGAAUCCUGGUCCACUGACAUCAAGGCUAGUGGACAACAUCAACACUACAGCUAGGGAUAACAUGACUGCAAAUGGACCUCAAAAAUCUGAUGAAGAGAGUACAAUCGUUGAAAAUGGACCUAAAAAAUCUGAUGAAGAGAUUACAAUAGUUGAAAAUAGACCUCAAAAAUCUGAUAAAUAG